ACUCGUCGAUUCGUCUCAGGUAGCGGCCGAACCAGAGCCCUGUCCCAACCCGACCACCUCUCUUCUCUACGGCGCGAGGAAGGGCAGCGCCCACCGCAGCGUCGGCGGGAACCGGGCCUCGCUCUCCCCAUCUCUUCGCAGGCUUUCUGGAAUCACAUUUCUUAAGAACUAUCUGUUGGAGAGCUAAACUAGGCUCUUGUUCAUAUUAUGGAUCAGCAAGCUAUGAUUGAUGCUGAUUUUCUUGAACCAACUGUACUCUUAGAUGAGACACAUUACCAGGAGGGGUACAGAAAUGGCUACAAUGAUGGUUUGGCAUCUGGAAAGGAAGAGGGGAGGCAGGUUGGUUUAAAGAUGGGUUUCCAGGUCGGUGAAGAACUGGGUUUCUUUCACGGCUGUCUGGAUGUGUGGACGUCUGCAAUUCUCAUUGAUCAGAAUGCCUUCACAGCUCGGGUCAGGAAGAAUAUUGAGCAACUGGCUGCACUGGUGGGCAGCUAUCCGCUGUCCGAUCCGGAGAAUGAACAAAUUCAAGACGUGAUGGAGAAGAUAAGGCUGAAAUUCAGGGUCAUCACUGCAAGCUUAGGGGUGAAGUUAGAGUAUGAAGGGCACCCCAAAUCAUCUAAACAGGAUGCUGAGGAUCUGUGAGCGGUGAUUGAAAUUACAUUUUAGUUUCUCCGCCCUUGCUGUUUAAAGCUCUUCAACUCAUUGGCAUCAUGGGGAACUGUCGUGAGACAUCAAUGGUCAGAGUCUGACCAUAACCACAUAUAUAGUUUUAACAAUGUCUCAAGUUUUGUGUUAUUACCUGUUGUCUGCUGUCUGCCAUAUGUAAUAGUUUCCUUUCACAAGUCAAAAGCACUUCCUUCCCAUUUUCUUUGAAGUACUUGUUGGCUUGUAUUCUACAUGUUGGGAGCAUAUAGAUCUUCCUCGUAAAAACACACGUCCCAUGUAUUGCAAAUCUGCAUAGAUCCAAUUAUCUCA
Molecule: messenger RNA, 975 nt
Organism: Zea mays
Lineage: Eukaryota; Viridiplantae; Streptophyta; Magnoliopsida; Poales; Poaceae
Exons: 2
Coding region: 208-642 (144 amino acids)
Source: RefSeq, a predicted model, not a curated record